This is a messenger RNA of Teleopsis dalmanni, 693 nucleotides long. Its product is annotated as trypsin inhibitor. The record is from RefSeq and is a predicted model, not a curated record. Gene Ontology annotation, molecular function: serine-type endopeptidase inhibitor activity. The transcript is spliced from 2 exons. Bases 289 to 564 code for a protein of 91 amino acids. Lineage: Eukaryota; Metazoa; Arthropoda; Insecta; Diptera; Diopsidae.
UAUUUACGAUUUUCGAAACAUAACGACGUUGCAUUGAGUGCUUCUACGGCAGAAUAUAUUGCGAUAUUAGUUCAUUUUGCCAGUGCUAUGAGCACCUCACCGAGCGCAGCUCAUCACUCCGAAGAGAUCAAUAUUCAAUUGGAUCGCAGGAACAUUUUAUGCAGUAACUGUCAUAUCGAUAUAAAACAAAUAAAAUUAAUAUCCGAAUUUAAAUAUUCGUAGUUAAAUGUUUAUAAUAAAAAAUAUUUAUAAAAAUAAAAACUUAUAUUUUGUAUUUUCGAUAUUAAAAUGAGGCUUGUUAAAAUAUAUCGCUGUCUGAAGGCUGUGGUACUCUUUAGUUUAAUGGUGCUGACUCAGUUCUCCAUAUCUCUCGCACAGAUGCAACCAGGAUGUAUGGAACCUCAAUCGCCUGGUAUAUGCCGUGGUCGAAUAUUACGUUACGCCUUCGACACUUCAUCUGGCAAAUGCAUCCCUUUUUACUACACUGGAUGUGCCGCUACUGGCAACAAUUAUCUAACAUAUGAAGAGUGUCGAAGAGAGUGCAUGGAUAAGAUCUUUUAUUAAAUACCUUCGUCAUUACAAUAUUUGUGGUAGUAUCCGACUUUUCUGACAAGUUCUUAUCAAGACCUCUUGGCAAAACACAUUUUGUGUGGUUUUUAUUUAAUAAAAUGAUUUAUUUGCUUUAAAUUGAAA